GUAAUUCAUUUCAUCUUGAGUUUUAGCCAGAGUUGCCCUUUAAGGUAUUUAAAAAAACCACCCCAAUUUUCUCGCGUUUCCUGGUAUCGGUUUUUAGGCACAAAAGAAAGAGAUGCAGCAACAUUAAAAGCGUCAACGAGACAUGGAACUCUUGAAAAAAAAAUCCAGUGUGACAGUGAAGGAUGUGGGCCACAGAAGAAGCAUGUACAGUCAAAUCUCGUUACAACGAACGUCAGAUUAACGAUUUUUUCAGAAUUACAAACAUUUCGAAAAUCCCCUUCCAAAGACCUAUAGUUUCAAUGCAAAAAUGUUUCAUUACUAUGAAUUUCAAAAUACCGAAUAAUUCAGAAUAACGAAUGAAAUUUUAUCGCUGUUGCAUAAGAUAAACGCCUCAUUACUGCGAAUUUGCAUCCACCACAAAAAGGAAAGCGAAAAGUUUAGCGGGAUGCGGGCGAUACUCGGUACGGGUUUCUCCGCUAUGUGGCUUUUAUAGUUGACGAGUAUCAUCAUCAUCAAACAUCGGGGCGCGGGUGGAACGCGCACUUGGCCUAGCCCGAGGAGGCCGAGGAGAGUACCGCUUCUUUGUGUUCUCGGGGAACCGAAGUCUUGGUCGUUGUCGGCUGCCGCAGGUCAGUUUGGCCAUUGAACGAUUGAACGGACGAUGAAUUCAGCUGUCGCCCCCAAAAGGAAGCGGAAGCAGUUUUCAUUACAAGAGAAAGUCAGCAUCCUUCGGGACAUUGAUGCAGGAAAAAAGCAGGUCGACAUCAGUAAGGAUCUUGGAGUGGCGCCGUCGACCAUCACGACCAUCUUGAAAGAUCGUGCAAAGAUUACCGAGCUUCACCGGGGGUCUCAGCUUGCUCCGAGCAGGAAACGGCUGCGACUCGGUAAUUUUCAAGUCGUGGAUCAAGCAGUCUUGACGGGGUUCAAGGAUGCCCGAUUGCAAGAUGGGCCAGUGUCGGGUCCACUGCUUCAAGAAAAAGCCCGGGAAUUCGCCGCAGUGCUUGAAGUCACCGGUUUUGAAGCAAGUGCUGGAUGGCUCUACCGUUUCCGCCAGAGAAACGGAAUUACGUGGCAGACGGCCUCCGGAGAAGAAAAGGCAGCAGAUGCAGAGGGCGCAGCUGCAUGGACGAACGGCCACUUUCAAGAAAUUGUUGAGUCGUACUCGGAGGAGGAUAUUUUCAACGCCGACGAGACCGCAUGCUUUUAUCAGGUCCUUCCGGAGAAAACGAUGCAUUUUAAGGGCAACAAGUGCAAAGGUGGGAAGAAGUCGAAAGUUCGCAUAUCCGUGCUGUUUGCCUGUAAUGCAACUGGAACGAAGAAAUUCAAGCCUCUCGUCAUCGGGAAGUAUUUAAAGCCUCGCUGCAUGAAAAAUGUAGUGCCGCUGCCCUGUGACUACCGAGCGAAUAGCCGUGCUUGGAUGACGCGCGAUCUCUUUUCCGAGUGGCCCCUCAACGUUGACAGCCAAAUGAGGAAGGAGGACAGGAAAAUCCUCAUGAUCGUAGGUAACUGCUCGGCGCAUCUUGUGAACGUUCGCUUGACGAAUGUGCGUCUGGAGUUCUUGCCCCCGAAUUGCACUUCAUUGCUGCAGCCUCUGGACCAAGGAGGAAUUAUCAAGAGCGUCAAGACGGAAUUUCGAAGGCGCCUUGUUCAGCGGCUGCUGAUUAACCUCGUGAACCAGCCAACAUCAAUAAACGUCAAGCAGGCGGCGGAAAUGCUUACCGAAUCGUGGUGGAACGUCAAGCCGACCACCAUUCAAAACUGCUGGAGGAAGGCAGGUCUACUGAAGACGCCAGCCCAUCCACAAGCUCUCGAGUGCCAGGAAGACGACGACGACGCAAGCGAGUUGUGGGAAGAGGCACAAGGAAAGCUCGCCGUAGCCCCUUCGGUGACGUUCGAUGAUUACGUCCAGUGCGACGCGGCAGCGUGGACGGCGGCGGAGCUGACAACCGAGGACAUCGUGGGCAGCGUUCACAAGCCAGAGGAUGCCAGCGAUGAAGACGCGGAGGUGGAAAUCGCUGAUCGCCCUGACGGCUCUGUCUCAAACUCCAAUGUCCUGAGCGCUAUCAGGAAGCUGCGCGCCUACCUUGAGGCUUCUACCAGUGUGCCCGAGGCGCUAUACAAGAAUGUGGACGAUAUAGAGUCGUUUGUCUUGCGCCGUUUGUGCUCCACGCAGCAAAAAAAGAUCACCGAUUUCUUCAAAUAAAUGCUGCGUCUUCAACCGUGUGUAUUUAUUGGUUGGAGAUUA
Messenger RNA from Ixodes scapularis (black-legged tick), 2245 nucleotides. RefSeq names its product tigger transposable element-derived protein 6-like. Lineage: Eukaryota; Metazoa; Arthropoda; Arachnida; Ixodida; Ixodidae. Gene Ontology annotation, molecular function: DNA binding. Gene Ontology annotation, cellular component: nucleus. The record is from RefSeq and is a predicted model, not a curated record.